Messenger RNA from Prosopis cineraria, 1246 nucleotides. RefSeq names its product bifunctional monothiol glutaredoxin-S16, chloroplastic. NCBI's taxonomy places the organism in Eukaryota, Viridiplantae, Streptophyta, Magnoliopsida, Fabales, Fabaceae. The record is from RefSeq and is a predicted model, not a curated record. The transcript has 2 exons. Bases 131 to 1030 code for a protein of 299 amino acids.
AAAUCAAUACCCAUACUAAAAUUGCGUCUCAGCCUUCCAAGCUAUCGAACGCCCAGGAAGUGUCGGGCCUGUUCUGGCUUAAACGCUGGUUCUCAAUCCUCCCCCCACUGCGAGCUUUAAGCGAUCAUCAAUGGCUACUAUCAACCUUUCUUCAGCACAUAGUUUCUCUUAUCUUCGUUUAUUCUCUUCAUUCCCACAAAAUACCUUUGCUUCGUCACUCUGUUCGCAGGUCAAAGCCAAACGUUCUUUAACUCUGCGCUCUCUUUCUCUGAAACCCUACAAUAUUGAUACAGAUAAGCCUCGGCCGCGGCCGGUAGUUUUAGCUGUCAAGAACCUCGGGGAGACGCAUCCGAUAGUCCUGCUGCCGGAAAAUGAGGGCGCCGCGGCCGAACUGCCGUCGGGUACCGGCGUAUAUGCCAUUUACGACAAAAACAACGAUCUUCAGUUCAUUGGCUUAUCGCGUAACAUUGCAGCAAGCGUUUCUGCUCACCGGAAAUCAGUUCCAGAGCUCGUUGGCGCCGUGAAGGUUGGGGUGGUAGAUGAACCAGACAGAGAAACUCUAACCCAAGCAUGGAAAUCAUGGAUGGAAGAGCACUUAAAAGCCAAUGGAAAAAUUCCACCUGGUAAUGAAUCAGGAAAUGCCACCUGGAUGAAGCAGCCACCUAAGAAGAAGGCGGAUCUUCGACUAACCCCUGGUCGCCAUGCACAAUUGACUGUCCCCCUCGAGGAACUGAUUGACAAGUUGGUAAAGGAGAACAAGGUGGUUGCAUUUAUCAAGGGCUCUAGAAGUGCACCGUUAUGUGGAUUCUCCCAGAGGGUGAUUGGCAUUCUUGAAAGUGAAGGAGUGGAUUAUGAGAGUGUUGAUGUGCUGGAUGAAGAACAUAACUAUGGAUUAAGAGAGACGCUUAAGAAGUACAGCAAUUGGCCCACAUUCCCGCAGAUCUUUUUGAAUGGAGAAUUGGUCGGAGGUUGUGAUAUUCUGAUCUCCAUGUAUGAAAAGGGUGAAGUGGCUAGUUCAUUCAAAAAGUAGUUGUGCAAGCUUCUCAGCAUUGAGUCAUUCUUUUGAAAUGGUGUAACUGGUUCUAGGAUUAGGGAGCAUGGGAGGACACUGAGGCUAUGCCGGUGAGCUAAAAGUGAAUAAAGCCCUCUUGCUCAGUUGUACUAAUAUGUUAUAUACAGGUAUGUUAUAUUUUUGUGUAAGAUAAAUUAUGUGGUCUUGGUUUCAGAGUGAAACUUGUUAGCUCUA